AUGGAGAAGAAUGUUUGGUGGGAUAAAGAAGUGCAAGAAGCAGUGUGUGAGAAGAAAAAGUUGUGGUUGGUUUGGUUAGCCACAAGAGCUAACCAAAGAAAUCACACAGCUUCAUUUGACGAAGUCGGUGAAGCGAAAAAGGAUUAUAGAAGAAUGAAAGUGUUAGUAAAGGAAUUAGUAGACAGAAAGAAAGACGAACAGAAAGAUAAAAUGGAAGAAAGGCUCUCUCGAGACUUCCAGGCAAAUAUAAAGUUUUUCUGGAAGUCCGUUCGUUUAGCCAGGGGCAACACCCAGAACUCUGAGCUAAAGUCAAUAAAAGACAAGAAUGGAAGAUUAGUGAAUGAGGAAGAAUGCAUCUUAAAAAGAUGGAAAGAGUAUUUUGAAAGUUUGUUCGAUAAAGAGGAGGCAAACACGUCAAUUUCGAAGUUGAAUGAAAGCAUUGAAAACGUGUCGGAGGAUGAUAGUAUUAUCAUGGAUUAG
Molecule: messenger RNA, 480 nt
Organism: Cydia strobilella
Lineage: Eukaryota; Metazoa; Arthropoda; Insecta; Lepidoptera; Tortricidae
Exons: 1
Coding region: 1-480 (159 amino acids)
Source: RefSeq, a predicted model, not a curated record